Molecule: messenger RNA, 2628 nt
Organism: Symbiodinium pilosum
Lineage: Eukaryota; Dinophyceae; Suessiales; Symbiodiniaceae
Source: the annotation of a GenBank genome assembly
AUGUUCUGCCGUAAGCACAUUCAGGUCUCGGGAUUCCACCCACUGCGGCAGGGCGAUGCAUCUGAUCGGGGAUCUGAGUGUCCAUCAGAGUGGGUGCUGCUCCAGUUCAGCAGCCAUAGGCACCGUGGCAUCGUUCACCUCGGCGAUGAAGUGUGCUUUGCCCGUGAGAUGCGCGGAGAGAGGAGAAAGGAUCGAUUCGCCGUUUUAGCCUUGGAGCCAAACCUGGAUAGCAGCGACAUGGAUCCAGUAAUUCGGAGGGACGUGACACUGGGGGAGGUCACAGAUGCAUGCAGAUGGACCAUUGUUCACGCAGAUGGAGAGAUAUCAGGCAAACCAGUGCAGUGUGAAAUGCCUCUGCUUCUUCGUGGCAAAUACAAUGAUUGUCUUGCUGUUGGCCGCUCGCUCUGGGGUACCACGGUCUCCCCAGUUCGAAGAUCAGGCAAAAGUCUGGUAUGCAAGGGAAGAGAUGCCCGUAUGCCAGAUCUCCGCUUCAGAAUAGUGCGGGCAGGCAUCCCUUUCAGCGCUGAGCCGGUGCAACCUUCGGUCCCUUCGGCCUCGCCUCCGCCUCCACUGAUCGGACCCGAAGCCGAAGCAGAGCUUUUCGGAAGCAAGUCUCUGGAAGAGCAGGAGCAACUGCUGCUGGAUGACCUUCUUUUCUGUCUGCAAGGCUUCGAGGGCACGUUUAUCCGAAAGAGCCUCAACUCUGCGGAGCCCCUCUUCGAGGUAGAUGUGCCCCCAGGUGCAGAUGCGUCAACUGCUCAAUUUGUGCAGCAGCUGUUGCCGCUGUGCAAUCACCACGCAUUUGUUCAAAUUUUCAUGAGCCAGCACAGCAGUUACGAGUAUGGUACCGUGAACCACGCUCUCUGUGCGGCCUUGCGAGAUCUGCUCCGCGAAUUUGCGAGCAAGGUGGCUCACUGGGAGACCUCGUUCCGCGCGGGCGAGUUGAGCUUGGCUGGGCUGUGGUACCAGUCACAAGCCUCCAUGGAUACUUUUGCCCUGCUGCAUCGUGUUACUGCACAUGUGUCUGGCCAGCUUGGAGGAGCUGUCUUGAACGGCAUCGAGGAGGUCAUGACCAAGACCAGCCUCACCGCAGCCCAGGAGCUUUGCGAACACCUACUGCAGCAGGCUUCACGGCCUUACUUCGACAUGGUGUCCAUGUGGGUCUAUGAAGGCCAACUGCAAGAUCCAUAUUGCGAGUUUUUUGUUUCUGAGAGUCAUCGUGCUCGUGAUGAACGUACCGGUGGCCCAGCUGCAGACUUCUGGCAGAAGCACUUCACGCUGGACGAGAGGGCAGUGCCUCAGUUCCUGGCCUCCAGUCGGGAGCGAAUUCUUCAUGCAGGAAAGUAUCUUCACAUCUACUUCUCAGCCGCACCUGGCAGACCGCUGCCGGAACCCGCAGGAGGACGAGCGCCCUUCCGCUACUCCCGUCGGCGGCGGGACUAUGCAGAGGCGAUAGACGUGGCCUAUCGACGAGCUGCUGCAGCUCUGCUGGAUCUCUUCAUGAAACCGCAGCCCGAUGGGCUGGAUCUCCUGGGUCGAUUGAAGUCUUUGCGGCAUUUCUUCUUCCUGAGCAAGGCUGAUUGGUUUGGCCACUUCCUGGACACGGCGGGGGAGCUAGAACGGCCUGCAGAAGAGAUACCCUUGGCACGGUUGGAUAGUCUUCUGGAUCUGGCUGUGCGUGCUUCGUCCAUGGCUACGGACCCGUACCGUGAAGACAUCUCUUGUGGCCUGCACUCCUUCCGCGUGGAGGACGCAUGUCAUCGGAUGGUGAAAGGCUCUGCAGAAGAUGCAGAGAAGGAGGAUGCUUCUGCUUCAGGGGUAUCAUCCACUGCGCCUUCUGGAGGUGUGGGCAGUGAGGGCUCCGGCGUGCGAUGUCUGACUCUGAAGUAUCGGACGGCCUGGCCGCUUUCGAUCCUGUUCUCGCGAACCAUCUUGCUGAAGUACCAGGUGAUUUUUCGUCACUUGCUUUAUUGUCGAUAUGUGGAGCGGAAGCUUGUGGAAGUUUGGGUGGACCAUCAAUGCACCAAAGAGCUUGGCUUGGACUCGAGCUUUAGCCCGUAUUAUUCUCUCAGGCAGCGGAUGCUUCACUUCUGCCGUGACUACAUUUAUUAUGCAACUGUUGAAGUGCUGGAGCCAAAGUCGCACGAGUUUCUUACCACUUUGCGACAAGCAGAGACAAUCGACGAUGUGCUACACUGCCAUGACCGUUUUCUUGAAGCCUGCUUGCGCGAAGUCGUUCUUACAGAGCGAGAUCUCUAUAGGCAUUUGUCAAAAGUGCUGCAGACGUGCUUGACCUUCGCUCACAACUUGCGCAGGUUUUCGCACAGCAUCGGUGUGGAGCCCUUGGAGGAACCCUUGGAUGGCAAGACCCCCGCAGAACGAAGGCUGGCAAAGGCACGUCAUAGCACACAGCGCUACCUAUCCCUUCUCUCGCAGAGGCACUACUCCAAGAUGAUGGCGAAGUGGAAGACAAUUUUCGAGAGCCAGUUGCAAGCAUUUCUGCGUCAGAUCCAGCAGGAGUCCAAAGCUCGGUAUGAGCACUUCCUGAGCAACUUGGCCACGCGUCUGGACUACAACGACUAUUACUCAUCCGUCCUGACAGGACAGCCCGACAUGCCACCCUCGUGA